Durio zibethinus is the source of this 4369-nucleotide messenger RNA. NCBI's taxonomy places the organism in Eukaryota, Viridiplantae, Streptophyta, Magnoliopsida, Malvales, Malvaceae. The record is from RefSeq and is a predicted model, not a curated record.
CGUUGCAAACUUCGGAAAUGACACGUGGCUGAUAGUUCUUGGUUUCAUACUUUUUUAAUGUGACCAUUAUCAAUCAUGUCAAGAACAUUCACAAAAAUUCUAAGAACUGUCAUGUGUAUGUAUCAUUUACCCUCUUAAACAAUCUCUAGUUCUUUCCGUUUAUAAAACUAACGCCCAAUUUUUUCGAUCUCCAAGCAAAGAUUUAUCAAGGGUUUCAAAAGCCUAAGAUUUAAAAUUUCCCCAAAUCUUACAAUCCCUAAUACCCCAUUUAUUCACCAAAUGCUUCCUUUCAUUCAUCAAACGUAAUAAAAAAGGUGAGCUUUCCGCCUUCAUUUCUCUCUUUAUGUUUUGGGGUAUUCUUUUCUAAUUUUUAAAUAUUUUUUAAAUAAUUGAAUAUGAAAUUGAUAUGAAGAAUUAUUGAACAUGAACGAUGGAAGUUUGGAGAAUAGAAAAGAACACGAAAAAUCACAAAAACAGUCAAAGUCUUCCAAAUUUCGUAGGAAAAGUGACGAUUUUGCCCUUGCUAUCAGGAAGGUUGCAGUGGCGCAAGUAUGCGAAAGCGUAGGGUUUCAGAGUUUCCAACACUCUGCUUUAGAAACAUUAUCUGAUAUUAUUGUUCGGUACAUUUAUAGCAUAGGAAAAACCGCAAGUCUUAAUGCUAAUUUGGCGGGGAGAGCGGAAGCGAAUGUGUUUGACGUUAUUCAAGGGUUGGAAGAGUUGGGAUCGGGUUUAGGCUUUGCUGGUUCAUCUGAUGUUGAUCGCUGUGUUGCUAAUUCAGGGAUUGUUAGGGAUAUUGUUCACUAUGUUGGUCAUGUGGAUGAUAUCCCGUUUGCAUAUGAUGUUCCUCGAUUCCCAGUUGUUAAAGAGUGGAAAGGAAUGGGAAGUUUUUGGGAAAAAGGAGAAGAGCCUCUUGGAGAGCAUAUACCGAGUUGGUUGCCUGCCUUUCCUGAUCCUGAGACUUAUGCUACUCGGUCAAGUGCAGGGAAUGAAAUGAUGAGUGUUUCGAAUGGAGAGAAGACUGAGUUAGCGAGGGUUGAAAGGAAGGUGGAGCAGUCAUUGUUGAAUUUGCAACAGCGGUUUGCACAUAAUGGGAAUGAAGGAGGUUCUUCACGUGAUGGUGGAGAUAAUGGUAGAGCAAGGAAAGCUUCUCUUAGCAAUCCUUAUCUUGCUGCACCUCUGCUUUUUGGGGAAAAGGAAGUGGAAGUGUCGCCUGUUCUUCUUCCAGCUAAGCUUUUGAAUGAAGUGGCUUUGAGAAAUCAUGUUCCAGAAAAUUGUGUUGUGGGAAACCAUGUUUCCUUGCUAGAGACAUUUGCUCCUGCUAUUGAAGCAAUUAAGAGUGGGUUAUGUAACUCGGAUAAUGAACAGAAAAAAGUCCUUUAUAACCAGAGGCCUUUGGUGCAUUUUAAGAUUGGAAUUGGAAAGAAGUCUUUAGGCAUGGCACCAGAUUUCAAUUCAUCGAAGAAGGAUCCUGGGAAGAUUGCUUCAUGGUUUGGAAAUGAUAAUGAGAAGGAUGACCAGAAAAGAAGAGCAGAAAAAAUCCUGAAAGAAUCAAGAGAAAGCUCUCAGGAACGAGCUCAGUUGUAAACUAGGUUUGUUAUCAUCCAUUGUAGACUGUUCUAGAAUGGACCUAGAAAGGGACUGUGCAAGCUACCAGAGAGAAGUCUCCUGCUUUGAAAGCUUUCUUGAGGUAUCCAUGUGACAGUUGCCAUGAUAGAAAUUUGUCAAUGUAUGAUUCUUUUUAAUUUACAUUCUUGUUUCUUCUUUUGUGGUCUUAAACUGAUCAUGGAUUUAUCAGUUUGUGGCUCAAUCUGAACUCCAUAUGUACACUAUGCUCACAAUUGUUGAAGCUUUAUACAAUAUUGUAUUAGCAUCUGUUACUAAUGAAGUCAGGCUAAUUUCAUGUUGCAUGCUUUCUGCAUUUUUAAGUUGAGACCAAAGUUGGAGAACAAGUACCAUCUGCUGUAAACUUUCUUUAACUGGCAUCAUGUCACACACCAUCAUGAAUAAUAUGGAAACUGAAUAUUCAUGGUUGACAAGUUAGAUUUAACUGGCAUCUUCACUAUAUUAUGAAUAUCUAUUCCAUGUUCAAUGGCCUUGUUGAUUUGUUUUGUUGUUAUCUUGAUGGUAGCCUUUGCUGACUACAUAGGAUGUUCUGGAUAACAUAUGAAAAAUAGUAAUAGUUGACGGAUUGAAACAGAAUGGUGAAGGCUAGGUUAAGCAUAAUUAAUAUCCUGUUACAUGUAGGUCAUUGUAUAUGGUGCACCCGCUCCUUGACAUAUUUCUAUUUUAUGUAUAAACUAAAUUAACAGCUAUAAUACUUUCACUGGCAUUUUAGAUGUUACUUUGAGACAAGGAAGCAAGGCUUGAUAUAGGUUGCUAGUAUCUUAACUGUGCACCUAUCUAAUCUGACACAGAACAGUAAUUAAAUCCUGUGUAUGUCAAUUGUCCUUUAGUUGUAGGGGUUCAUGAGGAUAUGGAUAGACUCAUAUCUGUAUUAUCAUUACAAAAAGUUUCCUACAUAUUGAAAUAGAACGGGUUGUACAUGGGUCAAGAUUAAUGUGAUCAGAUGCUUUCAAACAGCUGCUUUUGAGCUUUAUCUUCUAACAGGGUUCCGGUAUACUGCAAUCCCAAAUGGGAUGUCUUGAAUUCCUUUAAUCAUCUGAAUUUUCAGGUUACACUUGUUAUGACAUUGAAAAUUGUGUCCAACUUUGUUCUGUGUGAAUAAUACGUGUUGGAUUUGUGCAUAAAUGUGUUAUAAGACCUAGGAUAGGGUCUUACUCUAGCUAAAAAUACAAUCUGACUAGGAAUCAGCAUUGGAUAAUUUGCAGAACUGCAUUAAGAUGCAGAGAUAAUCAACCAUCCUGGAUUUUGAAAUUGAACUCAAAAGUAAGUAAUGGCAUUUAAAGAUCACUUAUUGGGAGUAGGGUUGAAAGUUACUAAUUACAUUGCAUCAGUGCAAUCCAAACCCUAAUCCGACCCACUAUAACUUAUAGUAUAUUGCAGAAAUUUAUAGCAAUCCAUGGUAUUUAAAGAUUACUUACUGCUAUCAUUUCUUCUUUCAUUCUUUGAUGUCAAACGCACCCCCUUCCCUUCCCCACCCCCCUUUUGCUUAGUAUUUAGAUAUAGCUGUCAAUGGUUUUUCCUUCUUACUGAUUAAAUAGGUACUAGCAGGGCGGUUGAAUGCAAUAAUGACUUACAUCCCAAAAACUUCAAGUUUUCUUGUCUAAGGAGCCAAUCUAUAUAUCUCUAAUUUUUUUGCUAAAUAACAUGGGAGUCAGAAUUUGUGGUGGUUCACUAAGAACCUUGAAUCAAAUUUGAAGUAGCAAGAAGCUUUGGAUGACCGCAUAUGUUGAAAUUUGCCUUUUAAACAACUGCUCAUCUAGAAGCAUUUUGCAAAUAGAUCAUUGCUGAAGAUUAUACAUAUCAACAAAUGCUUUUUGACACUGAAGGGGCUCCUUUUAUUUGGGUUGAGGAGGUCUUAGUUUAACAUUUAAUACUUGCAUAACCACUUGAAAUGGUGAACGAAUGAAUUGUCUGUUUGGUGCAAAUGGUAAGCAAAGCAAUAAAUCUUAUGAGUCAUUGUACCAACUUGAGAAGAAGCUUAUUAAAUUCUUUGAUUACUUCUUUGUUAGUAGUUGGAAAAAGAAAGUUAUCUCAUAUGGAUAUGCUUGAUGCAGAUACAAUUGUACUGCCAAAAAGGGAGAGAAUACAUAUGUUAGCAUAUACAUAAGAUUGCAAUAUACGCGCAUUUCAAGGGCUUUUUAAUUUACAUGGUGGUAAGUUUCAUUCAAGUUUUAUUUGCAACUAUAGACCAAAUGAAUUUGAGAAAAAAGAUAAAUGAAGAAACCCUUUUUCUUGUUGCCCCUUUUUCUCCAUUCCAGAUGACAUCAUUAGAAAUACCACUUCAAAAACAGUCGCCUGCAAUGCACACUAGGCUGCCUGCCCUUGUGAAUUUGCUGCUUCACCACUGAUAACUUCACAUCUAGUACUACCCAUGGAAUUUCACACCGCCCAAUCAAUUGAUCCAAGCGUCAAAUCUCCCAAUAAGAUGCUUUUCAGACAAUAAAUCUCAUCAUCCAAGCUUACAUUUGAUGCAGUUUGUAGUUUAUCUAUAUCGGAACAUAAAUCUCUUACCAGCCGUUGUCCCUGUGGUCGUCUAUCCUCCAGCGUACUCGGGCAGAGAACAAGUUAGAACUGAUUAGAUGACCUGAUGGAUUGAAGCUCAUUGAGAAGACAUGCCAACAAUACUUGGGCAAUGUAUUUAUGGUUUGGAUUUGGACUGUUGCGAACAGGUGCAAAUUCAUUGAUAAUGGACCACUAGAAUAAGUUCAUGAGUUUCGUGAUGACAAAAUUUAUAGCAUGAUAAUUU